UCCAAAAUCGUUUGGAAAGUGAAUGCAAAUGGCGGUUGUUAUUGUGAUCGAAAAGUUUAGUGGACGAAUAUUUUUGUAAAUCGGUGUGCGAAUGCAAUAAUUAACUAAUCACUUAUUGUUAAAUCGUAAAAAUAAUGUAAUAAUUAUGAGGAUGUGAAUAUAGUGACGAUAUAUGAGUAUCGUAUAAGCAAUUUGUCGUUUUGCAAAGUGGUACUCGUUCAUUCAUUCGUUAUUACAUCGGUUCUGCGUGAAUUUGUGUAUAAAUGUUGAUACAAUUAUUGAGAAUGUCAAAUAUCAGACAAAGCUCAGAGACAAACGGCACCCUAAGGUCUUGAUAUAAACUAUUACCCUAUUAAAAUUACGGUUAAUUAGAAUUACUUUACUGAGUGAAAAUAUAUUAAAGAAAAUAACAAGAAUUGUAAGCGAUUGGUUGGUUGCACAAAUUAUUAAGCGAGAACGCUUCGUAGUGAAACUCCAUGAAAGGCGGCGCCAUUGAUAAGUGGUGGUGUGGCAAUUCCUUGAUAUCUGUUGGAAGACAAACCAACGUGGAGGAUGUCGAAAAACAUUUUAAAAGUGUAAAUUGAACAAUAUUUCCGUGUAUUUUUUUAUUGGUGUAAAAUAACAUAUUCUCAUAAUUACUUCGGCAAGAUAAUAAGUCUACACUUACAUAUACAUAUGUGCUAUAAAACUUUUGGCUGAUAUAUGUACAUAUAUAUAUAAAUGUGUAAUGCAAUACAUUGGUCCUGUUUCCCUUUUUGGGAUAUUAUUUUAUUUUGAUCAAAAGAUGACAAUGCUGGUUUAUAGAUGUAUCGGUUAAUUGGUGAUGUAAAAUAAUGAAAAAUAAUAUAUUAAACUAUUAAGUAAAAAACGCAAAUGCCUAGAAAAAAGUGUGUGAAGUGCAAACAUGCAUCAAGAAAGGAGGAAACUUUAUGUGAUUUGUUGCAAAGUUUAUUUCAAGUAAUUUACAAAUAAUAAUAAAAGUGGUGUACUAAGAAGUGAAGGGGAUUCAGAAUACCCAUAAAAAUACAAGUUGUACUUUUUACACUUAAAAUAAUAGAUGUUAUAUUGCAAUUAUCACUCUUAAUUUUUAAACCUCUGCCUAGUGUGAUUGUCGUGUGAUGAUAUGCAACUUAAACAGCAGAUUGAAUCGUGCGUGCGGAUAACAGUGCAAAUCCCGAAGGAUGCGGCGCAACGGUUACGCCAGAUGGCAGCGGAGGGCAAUCCAGCCCUCCAUGCUCUCGGUAUUAUGUCUGUGCAGUUGGAUGGCGACUCUGUGAUAUCCAUCAAAUUACCCGGCCAGGAGAUCAAUUUAAAAACCAUUGAUAAUGACGUGGAAAGUUCAAUGAAUCGAACGGGUGAGGCGUUGGGCGGUUUUACACAAUUGUUGGACGCGGGGGGCAGUGCGAUCGGGUCUCUUAGCGAGCAGUUAACAAGUGGCACAUUUAUGCAAUCACAAAUGCAAUGUCGCAUACCUGUACAAAAUACCAACCUUGCCACCAAACAUGUCCUUUCGUCAUCACAAGUUCAGCAACAUCAGCAAGUACAGGAAAGGCGUAAUAUGCUGUUGGGAGGGCCUAGUACAAGUAGUGCAGCACAAGCUCUUCUACAAAAACAACAUCAUCAAAAUCCAAACCUGCAACGACCAUUAAUUCAGGGCCCACCACUAUUCAAACCGCCAAACACGGUUUGUCCUAUGGAUGGAAAAGUUCCAGUUCCACCAAUACCUUCAAGUUUAAAUAGCGUGUCCAAUAAUAGGGACUAUCCAUUUGUUAGUAUGAGACAAGCUCGUGUUUUACAAGGCCGGGAAAAUGCACUGAAUAGUGGUCUAGUAAAUUCGAAUCAAGCAUAUUCAACAAGUGGUACACAGUCUUUACAAAUUCCACAAAACGGACCAAUGGAGCUUGCAAGUGGUUUGGUAACGUCGCCUAAUGUCCCACUAAAAGUUAUAAAAAAUUCUCCCAACGUGGAACUUUUGCCUUCAACUUCUUUAAUAGGAGGGAAUAAAUCACAGUUUUUGCAACCUCCACCUCCUCCAUAUCCGGGUAUGGGAACAGCAACAUCAAAUGUUAUAAACAAACCUGUCACACAAAUAAAAAAACCAGUGCAAAAUUUUUUGCAAAAAAACAUGGGAGGACCACCAGUUGCGAAUUCUCCAGCAAAUAAUUCUACGACGCCUAUCAACAAUAAUAUUGCAAUUUCUUCUCCCCUACUUGUAAAUUUAUUGCAAAAUGAUGGCAAUACGGGUACAAAUCAAGUGAAAUUAUCGCCUCAAACUCCUUUGACGCAACAGCAAUCGUCGCCGUUACAAUUAGCGAACCAGCAACAUCAACAGUUAAUGGGUUCACCAAUGCGAACACAAUCUACACUUAAUGAUACAUUGCUGGACCACAAACAAGUUCAACAACAACAACAGCAAACACAAUUGUUACAUUCGGAAAACCCUUUGAUGGUUACAUCUUCUGCAAUAGGAAUGUCUUUAUCACCCGGCGUUAAUAGCAACAUGAGAAACUUACAGCAACAACAACCACAACAAAUGAUGACAAGUCCUGGAAACAAUUUAUUUGGGCAUCAGCAAAUGCAAUCAAACUUUCAGUCCCAGCAUAUCGCGUCCCAACAAAAUGCUUUCUUGCAGCAACAACGCCAGCAACAGUUGCAGGCAGCUGUUGUUUCGAUUCCAGGUUCUUCACCGCAUCCAUCGCAACGUUUCAUGCAACAACAACAAUCGUUCCAGCAAUCUCAAAUAAUACAUAAUAAUCAGGCCCCUCAGCAGAAUGGUGUUGGUGGAAUGAUGUUGUCAAAUUUACAUCAACAGCAAACACCAAAUAUACGACAGGCUCGUCCUGUAGGCGUAAUGCCAGGACAAAUGACUGUGCAGCAACAACCUCAACAAGUCCAUCCGUUUCUUUCCUCAGGUGGCAUGUCACCUGCGACGUCACAUUCACCUGCCUCCAGCCACCAUUCGAUGCAUAGUCCACUAAUGGGACCACAUCAACAGCAAAUGCUGUCGCCUUCCACAACACCAGUGCAAUCACCUCACUCUCAUACGCCACAUGCACAUAAGCAUAUUGGUCAACAGCAAUCGAAUCUGUUACAACUGCAGCAACAACAUAAUCAAUUACAACAACAGCAAACGUCGAUGAUAUUACCUCCAUCUGCAUCGCCGUCAUCCAACAGUGUUAAUGUUCAUCAAAACCAACAAGUACCUUUAGCGUCGUCUUUACCCGGAGCGAGAUCGACUACUGGUAGCAGUGCCUCUUUGACAAAUGCAAUACCUCCACCACCUGAUUAUAAUCAGACAACUAACGCGACAACACGUUGGCCAGUAGUUAACAAACAAAUGGAUUCUGAAACUAAAAGUAGUUUCCAGGAGUUUGAUCGUUACCAAAUGCAAUACAAUUUACAACAACAACAAAUUAAUAAUCAUCAAUCACAGCCAUUGAAGGAAGAUUUGCAGAAACAGCAAUUAAACAAUAACUUAUCGAGUCCAGCAGGGGAUACAAUUGGGAGAAUGGUGGGAGUGGAUAAUGUUGCAGCGCCUAGUGUAUUAUCAGAUCCUUUGAUAACCUUGUCAGAUUUUGAAGCUUUAACAACAAAUGAUCUUGAUGCUUUGUUACCAACAUUAAACUGUGAUUUAGAUUCAGCUCUAAGUUUGGAUGACAAAAAUGAAUUGGAAUCACUUUUGCAAGAUGCAAAAGAUCUAGACUUGGAUCUUAUUGAGGAGAAUUUAUCUGCCGUAGGUGUAGAUAUUGAUGAGACAGCAGCUGCAGCGUCAUCGCUUUUAGAUACAGAAACAGCACAUUUGCCACCAAAUGUCACACUUGGUCUUAAUCCAAUGCACUUUGAACAAAAUGGGCAAAUACCACAAAACAUGCAAAAUCAAUCUACUUUUAUUGGUGACGACACAAUAGUGGCCACUCAACAAAAUCAGUUGCAGCUACAGCUAAAUAAUAUUCAAUCACGGGUUCAGGUUAUGCAAAAUCGAUUUAAACAGGAAGACAAUGUGUUUAUGCUAAAUAAUGCAUCUAAUCUGAAAAUGCAGUUACCUCAAGACAUAUCCCAUUCUGUACAACUAAUGCAACAUCAAAAUCAACAUUUGCAAGAGCAGUUUACGUUUCAUAGAAGUAAACCAAGCGGAAGAGGAGAGGAUUCUUCAUCUACUCAGAAGCAAUUUCUAAUAAAUCCUCUAACCGGUGUAAUGGAACCAAUGCAAAGUGAUGAUAGCGAAACAGAGGCAGAACAGGAAACUCAGCACAUGAGUUCUAUGUCGAAGAAACCACGAGCAGUGUCGUCAAUGAUUGACACCUUUAGUUGUAAUCAGUCUACGGAAAGUCUACCAAAUACUUUAUUUUUAGAGGAUGAUUCAAAUUCAUGUGGAACCUCCGUGUCAAAAAUUUCAGCCAAUGAACAAAAUAACGGGAUCAUACCUGGAGCGGGAAGUGAUACAGAACGCUCACGAGAUUCCUUACUUUCCAACAAAUCCUGUCGAAGUAUAAAUCAUGCUAAACGCGAUGGCAGUUAUAUGCAUAACAAAUCAGUUACUUCUCUUAACAAUAUUAAGGAUUACGGAACGAUUAAAUCACCAAUUACAAAUUUAACCACAGGAACGACAUCUGCGGCUACUCAUGUUCUACAAAAGAAAUCAAAGUCAAAUACGUUACGUGAAAAACAACAGAAUAAUUUAAAAGAGAAAAGGCAAGAAACAAACGCCAUCUCAGGAGCUACAAAACCGAAAAGAACAAAAGCAAAUCCUAAAUCGAAGGUUGUUGCUGCAUUAUCAUGUACGAAUACAACACCUUCAACUACGUUGCCAGAACCUAUACCCAUAUUAGCAACUUCACGAACAUCGGAAAUGUAUAAUAAUAAUGAGAAAAUAAAAUUACGUUUAAAGUUGGAAAAGAAGGAACCAGUGCCUCCUGCCUAUAAAGUAGAUGUUUCUAUUGUAGCUUCACCAAAGCCUACAGUUUCGGAAAUUCCGACCUCGAGCGCGUUAAGCGUAUCAAAUCAAAGUAAUAAUAGUGUUUUGCAUAACAAAAAUAUAAACCAAAAUGCAACACUUUUAUCGGUUCCUUCACCACAGGCACAGAGUCAGUUAGAACACCCUUCUCUUGUACAACAUCAAUCGAUUGCCUUCACAGAUUUUACGCAACCGCAAAUAGCUGCAAAUGUUAGUCCGAAUAGUACAACCGAUGAACCACGAGUACCCCCAUUACACAUCAGUCUAAGGGGUGGCAAAAACUCAAUUGUGAUUAAAAGUAGUCGAAAAGAUCGUAAGAAGCCACAGAGUUUGCCAAAUACAUCUUCAUUCGUAUCGAGUGGAGAUGGUGAAGAUGUUGGUUCGAAAUGUGCCACUAGUAAACAGUCACAAAUGCAGACAUCACAAAUACCUGAUGAUUGUACAGAGAUUAUGACUCAUGAAAAAACACAACAAUUGUACAUCUCCCCAACCACCACAUCUUCAAUCUUUAGUUGCAGUGGAAGCGGUAACAACUCUGUGACAUUAAUGACAUCAACACGUCUGCCAACAUUGCAAAUUUCCAAUAGUGAACUUACAUCGUCAGCGACGUCAAUGACAACGCCUUCCUUCUUGGGUAACAAGAAUGGGCUCACAAUAAGUGCAAUUAAAUCGCUUGAUGCAAAGAGCGGCAGUAGCUUAAAUGACAAUAAAAAUAUAAUAAUUGGUUCGACUAAUGUGGGUACUCUACCGUUUCCACCACAAGUGUUGCAUCAAGCGCAAUACCAAAAGCAUACGUCACAUCAACUGUCACAAACUUCUAAAGUACCAUCAAGCUUACCUGCUAGCAUAACUGUGAACGCACUACCUAACAAUAAUAUAAUAGCUUGUUCCAGCGACAAUUCUGUAAAUGUGGGAAAUCGUGUUAUAAAUACAAUGAACUUAAAGACAGCAGCCACAAUUACACCUGUUGGUGUUGGUGGGGGCAAACCACUGACAAAAAAUCACAAACCACCAUCUUACAUAACAGCUGUGCAGCAACUGCAACUUCAAAAACAUCAGCAAAAACAGUUGCAGAAUCCAACUCAAUUUGGAGCUCUUAGUGAAAGUCAAUCAUCUCAGCAAACAAUUGUAGCUGUGGCGACUAUGCUACCAAGCGCAACAACGCUAAAACGAGUUACAAUAUCGAAAUCGGCCGCCGAACAAGGUGACCUAGUUGUCAAAUCCGAAAGUGUUACAACACAACCAACAGCAGAAAACAUUGCAAAUACAGAAGUAAAAAUAUCUACUUCGAAUGUACCAACAACAUUAGCGAGUACAAUUGUCGGUUUUAAGAGUCAAUCGCAAGAAAAUCUGCAAAGUGAAUCUGUUUCGGCUAUUCCUAUUACUGUCAUCAAUGGCACCGUAGGCGUUAACAACGUGGUUGUUUCAAGUAAUCAAAGAAAUGUAGUUGGUACUUCGUCACCUGUUCCAAUUAAUGUGACGCUCCGAAAUUCGCCGGCAAGUAACGGAAGCGGAACGCCUGGUCAUGGCAAUGGUAAUGGCACCGGAGAAGACAGUGGUAUUGAGUCAAUGGAUGCGUUAUCUGAAAAAAGUCCGCAUCAACAAUCGUCUAGCAGUCCAACUCAGCAGCAGCUAAUUAGCAGUGGUGGUAUUGUAAGCAACGAAAAGUCUGCAGCAACAUCUAGUGAUGUGAAAAUGUUGAUGAAAAACGACAAAAAGGAAAAUCUAGAUCUUACCAAAAAUAUUAAUGAGGAAAAUAAAGCCGAAAUAAACUUGAAACCGCAAUUAAAAGAUAAUUUGAUGGAUUAUGCAGAUGACGAAAUUGAAAAGGCUUUGGCCAGAAUGGAAGGAUUUAAUGAAGAUUGUUCGGAAAUUCACCAAAACGCAUCAACUAUCGUUAGCACAGUUAGUCCUAAAUCAAUUGCAAAUGUUAAAACUGCGAUUUCUUCAUCCAAAAUCGAAUCAACUAUAAAUGGAGUGUUAUCAGAACAUAUUGACAAAAUUUCAACAGAUAAUACUGAAAAUAAAUUAUCGAAAGAAAUCAUUAAGGAUAAGAGCUCUUCACAAUACACAGAUGAAAAUAGUGUAUUAGAUAAUAAAUAUAAUACAGAGUUAAAUGUUGAAAAACCAAUUUGUUCCAGAAAUGUCAAAACCAAUGAAAAGCUGGCAUCUGUUGAAGGAAGCAGGAUGAAAUUUGAAGCUAAAAAACAAGGCGGUGAAUUAAAUAUUCAGUCACAACGAUCGAAUUCUAUUUAUCCUCCUAUUUCCAUUGAAAUACCAACGCAAAGCGAAAUUGAAUGUAAUCGAAUUCGCACGCGUGCUAGUAGUCGAUUAGAAAGUCCCUUGGAUGUAACUAAAUCAAGUCCAACAAUGUUGCCAACAGCGAAUGAAACAAAUUCAAAUACGGCUGCUACCAAUAAACAACUCAACACAACGCGAGCAUCUUUAAAUGAUAGUGUCAGCCCACAAUUGAACGUGACAGGAGCUGGUAGUGAGACUCAACUUGGUGCAGGCAAUAAGCGUAAGCGUCAAGAAUCAGAUAUUAGCGCUAAUAACUCGCAAAUAACUGAAUGUAGUGAAGAAAAGCGUUUGCGAACAGGAAGUACAAUUUGUGCUACAACCAAUCUUGCAGUUGAUGGUAAUGAUAGGAGUAUGAAUAAUUUGUCUUCAGCAAAUGAAGUACAGGAUAAUUCAAAAAGCAACUGCAGCAGAAAGUGUGAGGAAUCUUCUGACUCUGAUGAACCCCUGAUUGAAGUGGCCGAAAAAGUAAGAAAUUCAAAGGCUGGCAAUGUUGCUAACUUUAGCACUGCUGAAACCGCUAUUCAAGCAACUUUAGUGAAUUUACCAUCAUCAGGAAAAAUUGAUUUCUGCAAUACAUCCAACAUGGAAAAAACCACUCGCAAUAGUCGGGCAAUAAUACCUCCAAAUAAAACCUCUUUCAACACGAUUGGAAGUGUAUCAAACGAGUCUUCCCCUACUAAUCAAAUGAAAUCUGCGACAUCUACGUUAAUAAAUUCAACAACUGGAGCAGUUAAAAAUAUCAAUGAUUCGUCUAACAUCACAGCUUCUGGAGAUUCUAAUGAUAACAAUGUUUCCGCUGGUAUUUCGACCACGUCUAAUGCGCAUUGUACUCGUGGCAAUAUAAAUUCCAACCCCGCCUUUGCUGGUGGAGGCGGAAUAAAUAACAAUAACAUUAGCGAGGAGAAAAUCGGAACACGACGUAGUGUUCGCACAAACGCCGGUAUACAUAAAAAUGUAUACGGCCGCUCGAACAGUUCUGCAUUGCCGUCAACGACGUCGUCUGCACAAAAUGUAGAUCAAGCGAAAGCGUCUAUGUUAUCAAAAAUAACCGGUGUACAUGGAGGUGAAAAUAUGGGUGUCGUUGAAGUCCGGAGGAAAACUAGAAGCGCAGUUAUAGGUGAAGCACAGUUAACUGAAGGACGAAGAAGACGAAACUCUCGCGAUUAUAAGUGACCAUUAUCUUGCGCCUCGGCUACUAUCU
This is a messenger RNA of Zeugodacus cucurbitae (melon fly), 8456 nucleotides long. It is a transcript of the gene Ncoa6, whose product is annotated as nuclear receptor coactivator 6. The coding region runs from base 1124 to 8428 and encodes 2434 amino acids. NCBI's taxonomy places the organism in Eukaryota, Metazoa, Arthropoda, Insecta, Diptera, Tephritidae. The transcript has 6 exons. The record is from RefSeq and is a predicted model, not a curated record.